GUACUAUUAAUCAUAGCAAAACAUCGUGUUGAAGUACCAAUGUCAAUGUCAAAAACUUGCCGAAUCGAAUCGAGUAAAAAUGUCAAAUUGUCAAUUGUCAUUUCAAACAAAAGCAUUCGUACCGCAACAAAAAUAUUGUUUUUUUAGUUUUAUUGCGUGUGAAAUUGCGUGAGCAGAUAGUUUAAAAUGGUUGGUCUAGACACAGACCUCAACCGGGACGAUGAAUGCGACAACAUUGGCUUAGGAUGUGCCUUAGAGCACUUUUCAGAGAUAGAAGAUGUAUUGAACAUGAUUGAUAAUGUUAAAAAUAUAUAUAACACACCAGCUUUGGAAGUAGAAUAUGAUAAACUGUAUGCAAUCUUGAAGCAAUACUAUGAACAACCACAUCUGCUUGAUCCCCAUCUAGACAAGAUGUUAUCGAAGUUCCUGAGCCUAAUUAAGGAUAAAGACUCUCCUUUCGAGUUGAAGCAUGCUACGUUUAAUUAUAUGUAUCAAAUCAUCAGAGUAAGAGGAUACAAGAUUGUUAUAAGACAUCUCCCUCAUGAGGUGUCAGAUCUCCUAACAGUAUUAACAUUCCUGGAGGCUCAGGAUCCCAAAGACAAGGAGACAUGGAGGAGUAGAUUUGUGUUGUUGUUGUGGCUCUCUAUUGUUGUGAUCAUUCCUUUCCACAUGAGUCGGCUUGAUGGGUUUGCACCUGGACAAGCAGAUACUGCGGAAGGAUCAAAGAAACUGACCGUGAUGGAGAGAAUUUUCAAUAUCUGCAAGACUUAUGCUAUGAGUAAGGACUCAUGUGCUGAGGCCAGUGCUUACUUAGCUUCCAAGUUUCUUAUAAGGUCUGAUGUAAAAGAGUUAUACAUGGGUGCAUUCUUCGACUGGGCUUGCGAUCUACAUUCCAAUUUACAAGAAGAGGAAACGAUUCACUAUGGUGUGCUAGCAGCAGUUGCAGCUGUACUGAAACAUGGCAAGAGAGAUGAUCUGCUACCGUUGGCUCCGAAACUCUUGGCUUGGGUCACCAACCAGAAUUAUAAACAACAUAAAGCUAUGCUCGUUAGGAAGUAUGGUGUGAAGAUUGUGCAGAGAAUAGGUCUGACAUUCCUCCGUCCGCGUGUAGUGUCGUGGCGUUACACUCGUGGUUCCCGCUCGUUGGCUGUGACGCUCGGCGGUGGAGUUGCGGCCGCCGGCGAUACCGAACCUAUCACUUCUCCACCUGAUGAUGAUGACCAGGAUAUUCCUCAGGAGGUGGAAGAUGUAGUAGAACUGCUACUAUGUUCCCUGCGCGACGACGACACAGUGGUGCGAUGGUCGGCAGCUAAAGGAGUCGGUCGUAUCGGCGCCCGUCUGCCCGCGCUCGCCGCCGCCGAUGUAUGUGACAGUGUACUCUCGUUGUUCGCCGAAAACGAACGAGAGACUGCCUGGCAUGGAGGAUGUAUGGCGUUGGCUGAACUAGCCCGUCGCGGUCUCCUGUCCCCGGGGCAGGUGGGGCAGGGCGUGUCGAGCGUGGUGAGCGCGCUGCGGCGGGACGAGGCGCGCGCGGCCGCGGGGGGCGCGGGGGGGCGCGCCGCCCGGGACUCCGCCUGCCACGCCGCAUGGGCCUUCGCACGGGCAUACGACGCCGCCGCACUCGCGCCUUAUGCUAAACCCCUCGCCUUCGCGCUUAUUAGUACUGCUUGUUUUGAUAGAGAGAUAAACUGUCGCCGCGCCGCUUCAGCCGCUUACCAAGAGAACGUAGGUCGUCACGGCAUGUUCCCGCACGGUAUCAACGUACUCACUACUGCGGACUUCCAAUCCGUAGGCCCUAGGAACAAUGCCUACCUAGUCAUUGCCCCACAAGUGGCCUCAUACCCAGAAUACACGCAGCCUCUCAUAGACCAUCUCGUUGAACUGAAGGUUGAACAUUGGGACUGUGCUAUAAGAGAAAUUGCCGCCAAAGCACUCAAUAAGUUGACUGAUAAGAUACCGGAUUACGUAGCAACGGUUGUGUUACCGAAAUUGGUGAAAAAGACUGAGUCCAUUGAUCUGAAUGUUAGGCACGGAGCCAUCUUAGCUAUCGGUGAAGCUAUUUAUGCUCUCUCUCAAGCUGAACUGCCAAAUGGUAAAACCGCAGACUCCCUACUAUCAGAAGACGUAUGUCUAUCAGUCCGAGGUCUGGUGUCAGGGCUCCGGUCCCGGCAGCAGUUCCGCGGGCUGGGCGGGGAACUCAUGCGGCAGGCGUGUUGCCACUGCAUCGCCUCGCUGUCGCUGGCCAACCAGCCGUACCAUGGACAUGAUAUUAUUGAUGAAUGGCUGAAUCUUAUUGAAGAAUGUCUAUCUCACGAGGUACAAGCCAUUAGGGAGAAGGCAAUCUACGCAUUACCUCUAGUGUUCGACCAUUACUUGCGCGAUGAUAACUUGAAGUACGGCGAGCUGACUGCUAAGGAGAAACGCAAGCAACUGAUGGAGAAGUACUGUGAACAGCUCAGCAAUACUGGGGUCAAUGGUUUGGUGCUGAGGAUGGGGUACGCUAGGGCUGUUGGCUCGCUACCAAAAUUCGUGCUCACAGAACACCUAUCGCUGGUCAUCCAAUCUUUGAUCAACUGUACUAAAGUGACGGAAGGUACACAGAAGUGGGCCGAGGCGAGACGUGACGCAGUAGUGGGGCUCACUGAAGUAUGCCAGACACAGGGCAUCGUGGGGGGAGUGCGGGACUAUGUCGCGGGGAUUAUACACGCCUUGCUCGACUGUCUGGCUGAGUAUACUAUCGAUAUGAGGGGGGAUAUCGGCGCUUGGGUGCGGGAGGCUAGUAUGACUGGUCUACUAUCAAUCAGCCGGCAGUGCGCCAUAGAAGCCCCGGAGCUGAACAGUCCGGCGGUAGUGUCGGCAGUCAUGUGUGGAGUGGCCCAACAGGCCGUGGAGAAGAUCGAUCGCACUAGAGCACAUGCUGGGAGGAUCUUUACAUCGCUUAUAUACAAUGACCCACCAAUCACGAACAUACCUCACCACGAUGCCUUGAAGCGCAUAUUCCCAUGUGAAGAAGUUGAACUGAAGCCUCCAGCUAAGGAGAUAGAGGAAGAUCAAACAAUGACCAGUGAGAACACCAACGUAGUACUGUGGCUCUUCCCUGGACAUACCAUGCCCAGAUUCGUACAACUGUUGAAUUACCCAGACUAUCGGUACAAUGUUAUCAAGGGGCUGGUUGUCAGCGGUGGCGAGUUGACUGAGAGUUUGGUGAAACACACGACUCAGUCUCUGUACGCCUACCUCAACACGUUGCACGAUAACAAAGAAAUGCUGAAGUCUAUCUGCGACACCAUCAUCAAAGUAUUUGCUGACAAUCUCCACGUCAAGAGGAUAACCGGACCUAUGUUCAAUUUCUUGGACCGACUGUUGAGUUCAGGCUCUAUAUCACCGAUACUAGAGGACCCUGAGUCUACGUUUGCUAUGGACAUACUGAAGCAUUUACAACUGGAACUUCGAGGAGGAAAGAACAUCUACAAGCUGUUAGAUUCUAUCAACGUUUUGUGUCAACUUAUUCAGGUGGGUGGCGUAGUAUGCAGCAGGUCCCUGGGCCAGCUAGUGAUCUACCUGUGCUACGCGGACCGGUACGUGCGGCGCUGCGCCGCGGCGCGGCUGUACGAGGCGCUCACUCUCUACGGGGACGUCUGCUCCGUGCCACAGGACAAUAUCGACCAGAUAAUGUCGGUGCUCGCAGAAACGGACUGGGAAAGAGAGGUAUCAGAACUGAGACCUAUAAGGAACGAUCUCUGCGACCUCAUGGAUAUAAAGAGACCAGUCAUGAAACAGAAGACGGGAGCGUAAGAUUGUAGGAGGAUUUUUAUAUUGUAGCACAUACUAACGCUUUGUAUAGCUUUAUUGUAUGAUGGAAUAGCAUUAAAGACCGGAUUGAACGAUCCCAGAAGGUCCAAUGUCCCCCUAAAGCUGUAGAGUGUAACGCACUUGAAAGGACUAACGGACUGUACCCUAGGCGCUCUGAUUGGUUGGUUUAUUCGAGCCGGCCAAUCAGAGCGCCAAACGCUCUCGUUUCGAUUACUUUAAACGUAAAGUAAACUCAUACUAAGGGUACUGGUGUUGCGCAUGUCCAUGGGUGGCGCCAAAUGCUUAAACUUAUAGGUUAUAUCUAUCCAAGAUUAUAAUAAAUAUACACUGACUUGUAUCCACAACAAUAGUUAUCUCAGUAAAGUUAUAAUAGUAAUUAUAUGCAAAAUUAUGCGUUUUAUACUUUAUGUUCAUAAAAUAAUUGUUGUUUAUAAAAUACGUUUGAAUUGUCAAAGAGUUUUUAGAUGCACUAUGGAGUGAUGGAGACUAAGAUAAUAUGUUAAUGUAAUUCUCUUGAACUUGAAAUUAAAAUUCAGACGUCCUUUAUUAUUAUAUAAUCCUACGUAAUAUGUAGUGAAUAAUACAUCUUUUAUUAUAACAUAAUAAUUAAUCUUGUGUCAUAAAUAACGAACAAUCCGGUCUUUAAUGACUAAACUGAGGAUUGCAAUACAAGUUACUUAGUACUGCAUAUCAUUCAGUUCUUUCCCGCUGAAGAAGUAUCGUUAUAUUAACUUGCUAAUGUGAUAAUACGUGCUAUGAACUUGUGUUAAAGUAUGUUUUCACUGGGCAAAUGUGGGAAUAAAGAUGACUUGUGGAAAUUGUAGAAUGCAAGUUGAAUGUGAGUCACUGCAUUGAUAGUGAAUUCUGUAAGUACAGACCUCUGUUUCUUGAAUAACUGCUGAGUAAUAACUGUGAAUGGUUUAAUAUGCAGUCUAAUUUACUAAAAAUAAUGGGGUUAUUUAGAACAAAAGAUGAUAUGUGAUCUUAAGAGGAAUAUUAUUUAUAUCACAAAACAAUUACUCAGCUAUAACAUAUCUUCAGAACAAUUCUUCGCUCAGUGAAAACGUACCUUAACAGAAAUAUGAGAUUCAUAUUUUUUUAUACAUAUAGAGCUUAUCAGUAACGACAUUUGACACUGUAAUAAUAUUUUAACACGAUGUCAGAUAAUGAUACGUGCACACGUUUUGCUAAUUUGUGAUAACUAGAUGCUCGGCAAAUUGGUUGAUCUUGAUAUGAAAUGAAUGUGCAUUUAUGUUACUCAAUACAUUUCUAAUAUACUUAUCUAUUUAUUUA
This is a messenger RNA of Spodoptera frugiperda (fall armyworm), 5106 nucleotides long. It is a transcript of the gene TBCD, whose product is annotated as tubulin-specific chaperone D. The transcript has 19 exons. Bases 187 to 3795 code for a protein of 1202 amino acids. Gene Ontology annotation, molecular function: beta-tubulin binding; GTPase activator activity. Lineage: Eukaryota; Metazoa; Arthropoda; Insecta; Lepidoptera; Noctuidae. The record is from RefSeq and is a predicted model, not a curated record. Gene Ontology annotation, biological process: tubulin complex assembly; microtubule cytoskeleton organization; post-chaperonin tubulin folding pathway. Gene Ontology annotation, cellular component: lateral plasma membrane.